UUGAUCGUGUUGAGUGUUAUUGGACAUUCUGAAUCAUAUGGACCAAAGAGAACAUUUCAAGAUUUUUUGGAAUUGUUGGCAUCAUUAGAGUAUGAUUGGAACACUGCAACGUUAGGUUUAUUAGUUGGACAACAAGAAGAAUAUGACAAUAUUAUCUCUUAUUUGGAUAAAUAUGAAUCAGAAUCCUCAUUUUCCAAGAUUGUUGUUAUCAAUUCAAUUUAUAUUGAAAAAUCAAAUACUAUUGAUAGAGGUUCAAGACAUAAUGAUAACAUUCAAAAGGAACGUCGUCGAAACAUUUCAAAAUCAAGAAACUUCCUAGUGACUAAUGCCAUUAGUGAUGAAUCUUUUACAUUCUUCCUCGAUAGUGAUAUGGUGAAGAUUCCAAAAGAUAUGGUUAAAGUGUUUUUAGGCACAAAGAAGGAUGUUAUAGUACCACGUAUUGCCAAAGGUGCAGCCAUUGAAAAUUAUGAUUUCAAUUCAUGGAGAGGCCGUCGUAUUAAACCUACAGCUGAGGAAGACAAGAAGAUGGAUACUGAUCCUAAUUAUUAUUUUGUUCCAAGACCUGAUGGGGCUCACCAUCUACAUGAGAUCAUGCACAUGAAGGAUAAAUACAAACACAAUGGAGAACAGUCGUUCCUUGUUGAGUUGGAUGCGGUAGGAGGUGCCAUCUUAUGGGUCAAGAGUGAGAUAUUCAAGCAAGGUGUGAUGUUUCCUCCAUAUUAUAUCAUAGGUACCAAGUGGGAAAGAGAGGGAUACGAUGGGAUAGAGACUGAAGGGUUGUGCUACCAGGCCAAGAUGAUUGGGUACAGCUGCUGGGGGAUGCCCAACUAUGUUGCACACCAU
Messenger RNA from Hansenula anomala, 843 nucleotides. Its product is annotated as glycosyltransferase family 62 protein. Lineage: Eukaryota; Fungi; Ascomycota; Saccharomycetes; Phaffomycetales; Wickerhamomycetaceae. Gene Ontology annotation, molecular function: alpha-1,6-mannosyltransferase activity. Gene Ontology annotation, cellular component: mannan polymerase complex. The record is from RefSeq and is a predicted model, not a curated record. The transcript has a single exon. Gene Ontology annotation, biological process: protein N-linked glycosylation; cell wall mannoprotein biosynthetic process. The annotation marks the transcript as partial.